GAGAAGCGAGACGAGAACACGGGUCGCUGCGCGCGGCUGCGAGCCGCACUGCCUCGUCAAGCUGUGUGGAAGCGCAGCGCGCGGGGUUCGAGGAAGCAGCCGAGUCGCUGCACCUGUCGCAUUUUGAUUUAUUUAUUCGCGACGCCUUUAAAUUGCACUUUAAGGUGUUAUAAAUGUGAAGAACGGAAACAAAGAACGCGAUCAGUGCAGAAUGAAGUAGUGGCUCCUCGCAGUGGAAAUACAGAAGGGGGCGGCUUUUGGGAGGAAGGGUGAAGGACAAGCAUGGCACUUUUCAAACUGGAGAAUGUGGAGGAUCUAUAUGAGAUUGGAGAAGUGCUGGGCAGCGGGCACUUUGGGCAGGUGCGGGAGGUGCUUGAGCGGGCCACGGGGACACGGUGGGCUGGAAAGUUCCUGAAGUUGAGAAAGAGCGCCAGCAGUCGCCUGGGUCUGGAGAGGAAGAAUGUGGAGAGGGAAGUGGAGAUCCUGCAAUCCCUGCAGCAUUGCAACAUCAUGGCCCUGAAGGAUGUGUUUGAGAGCAGAUCGGAGGUGGUGCUCAUCGUGGAGCUAAUCAGUGGUGGGGAGCUGUUUGACUUCAUUGCAGCGAAGGAGAGCCUGACAGAGAGUGAGGCCAUAGAGUUCAUUGAACAGAUCCUCCACGGCGUAGAGUAUAUGCACAGCAAGCGCAUCGCUCACUUUGACCUCAAGCCAGAAAACAUCAUGUUGUCGGACAAGCUGGUACCGCACCCCCACAUCAAGAUCAUCGACUUCGGCCUGGCCCAACACCUUACGCAGGGUGAGGAGUACCGGAGCUUGUGUGGCACUCCUCAGUACAUUGCACCUGAAGUCAUCAACUACGAGGCAUUGAGUGAAGGAACAGACAUGUGGAGUAUUGGUGUCAUCACCUAUAUCCUGUUAAGUGGUAUCUCACCAUUCCAAGGAGAUACGGAUGAGGAGACGCUGAGAAACAUUCUGGCCAUGAACUACGAAUUUGAUGACUACCAUUUCAGCCAGACUACUGCCAUGGCUAAGGACUUUAUCCAGAAGCUUCUGGUGAAAGAUCAAAAUGAGAGAAUGACAGCGGAAGAGAGUCUGCUACAUCCGUGGAUCAAGCCCCUGAAUCGAAAACAAGCUGCCAGUAGAUGUCGAUCUUCCAUCAACAUGAAAAACUUCAAGAAGUUCAAUGCCAGGAGGAAAUGGAAGAUGUCUUAUAACAUGGUAUCAGCAUGUAAUCGGCUCUGUCACCUGCAGCUACUAUGUAAAGCCAGUGCGAAGGCAAAUGAAGAGCUGAGACAGUGUGAGAGUGACCAGGAGGACACAGAGUCCAAACCGGCAUCCCUCCUUCGACGUCGGCUCAGCAGCAGCUCUUAGGCUUCUUCACCAGAAAAGCGAAAACACAAAUGACUGUCUCCUAGUCAGCCCUGUUCAGCAGCUCUGGUCUUGUGGAGAGAAUUGUUCAGUCAAGUCGCCGGGUGAGGGGGAGCGGUUCGUUAUCUUUCACUGACAAGUGUAAGAAAGUGUUAUUUUGUCAUCCAUAAAACACUUCUGGUUGAAAAAACAUAUUAUAUGUACGAGUACGUGAUACAAAAACAUUUCUUUAAAUUUGUAAACAAAGUUUCAGGACAGCCCACAUGACAUCUAGACUUGAUCACAGCAUGGGUCAUAUUUUCUAGGAUGGAGACUGGUUUCCUGAAAAAAGCGUCAGAGAGUAACUGCAUGUGUGUUAAAAUUCUAGGUAACGACUAAAAGUUUAUGAUAAAUGGAGAGUCUACAGUUGUGUCACUUGUGGGCAGUGUGCAUUGUACCCAGUCAGGUCACUGACAAUAAGUUCAGGACAAUGGACAAAAAUGUGCUUUCUUACAGUCAACCUUAUUUUUAUAACAUGUUUAUUUCGUAUAUUUUCUACAGAUAGUUGUGAUUCUGAAAGUGAUGUAUAAUACAAUGCUUCCU
Molecule: messenger RNA, 1947 nt
Organism: Scleropages formosus (Asian bonytongue)
Lineage: Eukaryota; Metazoa; Chordata; Actinopteri; Osteoglossiformes; Osteoglossidae
Product: death-associated protein kinase 2
Exons: 12
Coding region: 283-1368 (361 amino acids)
Biological process (GO): positive regulation of apoptotic process; intracellular signal transduction; protein phosphorylation
Cellular component (GO): cytoplasm; nucleus
Molecular function (GO): ATP binding; protein serine/threonine kinase activity
Source: RefSeq, a predicted model, not a curated record